CCGCCAUAAAACAGAAGAAGAAGCAAUAAUAACCAAUGACGUGGUACCCAAGUGUUAUAAUAAACAUGGCUGCGUCCCUUGUGCGUUGUGUUCGCGGAGUUUUCGGACGCAGUUACAACAUUACUAGGACUUCAUGUCUCCUGCAGCAGCAGACCAGGUUGCAGAGAUUCACCACUGAGAUAAAACCCACCAUCCGGCCCAAGGAUGCAGUCGCCCACAACCAACUGACAGCAUUUGGGGAAUAUGUGGCUGAAAUGAUGCCCAAAUACAUCCACCAGGUUCAGGUGACAUGUUAUAAUGAGCUGGAGGUGAUGAUCCACCCUGAUGGUGUGAUUCCUGUGCUGACUUUCCUGAGAGACCACACCAAUGCUCAGUUCAGAAACAUGAUCGACCUCACCGCUGUUGACAUUCCGACACGACAAAACCGCUUUGAGAUUGUGUACAACCUGCUGUCACUACGCUACAACUCUCGUAUUCGAGUCAAGACAUACACAGGUGAACUCACACCGGUAGACUCUGCUGUUCCUGUCCACCUGGCUGCCAACUGGUAUGAGAGGGAGGUUUGGGACAUGUAUGGUGUGUUCUUUGCCAACCACCCUGAUCUGAGGCGCAUUCUGACUGACUAUGGCUUUGAAGGUCAUCCCUUCCGGAAAGACUUCCCUCUGUCAGGAUAUGUUGAGGUGCGCUACGAUGAUGAGCUGAAGCGUGUGGUGGCGGAGCCAGUGGAGCUGGCACAGGAGUUUAGGAAGUUUGACUUGAACACACCGUGGGAGGUGUUCCCCGCUCAUCGAGAGAACAACGAAGUGCCGUCCAUACUGCAAGUUGGACCCGAGGCUCCUGAGAAGAAGUGACAGACCUCUCUGUGUAGUGUGGGUUCCCUUCCCUUUUUUAAACCCACAGAAAUAUUUGUGAAUAAAAGUGCUAAUAAUAAAAAGAAUGCUAUUUCCACACAUCACACCAAAUAUGCAAAACAACCACCUUGUCAUGUCAUUUCUCAGGUUUGUGUUGAACACUACAGAAGUUGAUUUAUUUUAGAUCUCCAAACUGCCAGAAUACCGAGUGUGAAACAUUGUAAUUGCUCCAUUAAAUUUUUGGCCUGAAACUGGA
Syngnathoides biaculeatus (alligator pipefish) is the source of this 1107-nucleotide messenger RNA. RefSeq names its product NADH:ubiquinone oxidoreductase core subunit S3 (gene ndufs3). The transcript has 7 exons. NCBI's taxonomy places the organism in Eukaryota, Metazoa, Chordata, Actinopteri, Syngnathiformes, Syngnathidae. Bases 36 to 851 code for a protein of 271 amino acids. The record is from RefSeq and is a predicted model, not a curated record. Gene Ontology annotation, molecular function: NADH dehydrogenase (ubiquinone) activity.